AAAGACGCUUUCGACGCCAACUCGAAACAACCCAGGAGUGUUCCGCCUUUCUUCGAACAAAAAGAAAAACAUUUAUAGUUAAAAUGUUGGCAGUUUCCUUCAUAGGGAAGAAAUUCUGCUGCGAUGCUCAAGUCGAGGUCGCAAAUGACAUCGAAAAUGGUGGAUUGCAGCUAAACUUGAAAGUUCGUGAAACAUGUGGACAGUUCAUCAAAACACCCGAACCAGUUCUCGCAACACUUCAUGUAAGCCUAAACAAUGGGCGACGUGAGGAUGUCAGCAAGUGUAAGGAGCUGCUUACUUUUCUAAAAGAGCAAGUCUUGCCGAAGACUGUAAAACUGAUAAGCUUAAAGAGGAUUAAAAAAGUUAAAGAUGAAGACAACAGCGAUGGAAGAACUUUGUUCGGCUGCAUAUGGCCAGGAAAAACGAAGAAAAGGAAAGAAGAAAACAAGAACAGAUGCACACGAGGCUAUUCUUCGGAUACAGACAGUUAUCCUCAGAAAUCUGUUUUCCGCUCUAGCAUCAAACUCGACAGUCCAAAUAUGCCCCAGACCUCUACGGCCGGCAUAUUGGCCACACCCUCAGUUACCCGCGCAAAUCUGUCACGUGUAGAAAAAGUCACAUCUAGAGGCAACAUCCUUGAGGAAGAAGAAACCCUUUUCAUAGCAAAACUAAAAAACACUUCAGAUGAAAAGAUAUCAUUAAAUCGUCCUAAUGAAAGCCAUUUAGAUAAGACAGAAAAUGCCGAUGUUAACACUCCGUAUGACAACCUCACCACUUCUUUUGCUACGAAGGAAAGGAGUAAAAUUGUGAAGCGCAAUACUACGAGUUGUUUUGGAAUCAAGCGAUCACGGAAACUGGGAACUGGUAAAUGUCACGUGAGCGAGAGAGGUCCGCAGCGCGUGCAAAAUGUGAAACCAGAACCUCCAUCUAAAAACACUGCCAUUCCUGGAAUGAUUACAGAGAAUAACCUGGAUAAGCAGACGAUACUUGAUCUGGAACAAUUUGCAGCUCAGUAUGUUGGCAGAAUUUGUGAAUUAGCACUUUCAAGGAAAGUAAAGGAAAGCUGCAAGGACUUUGCAAAGGUUUAUGUCAAUAACGUGCUCACUCUAGCUUGGAACAGAAUUGAUGAUCUAGAAAAUUUAAAGCAUAAUGAGAGAAGCGUUCGUUGUGCAGAAAAGUGUAGUUUAGAGGUCGAAGACCACCCCAGCUUCAGUAAGGUAUGGAAAUAUUCUCAAGCCCUCGCUGAAGGCCAUGAUUUCUCUGAAGCAUGGACAACAAUAAAAGAUACAACAGUGAAUGGCGAAGAGCUUGGCUCAUCUUCGGAACUCUUACAGAGCAAUGACGCAGACAUUACAAACGAUUGCCAAACUGAAGACUUUGAGCGCGACAUUAUGAAAUCAGCGUUGUCGAGUAAUGACAGCCUUUCGGAGACCUCUCCCAGUUCCGCGAGUGAGUCAAUGGAGUUUUACACACAUCGAACGCAAGAGAGAGGUGAACCAAUUGCUCCGUGCAAAAUUGAGAACGAGGCAAUAGUUGACUAUGCGCGUAAGAAUGCGGAAGUGGGGAAGAUGGAGCACGAAAAUUUCGCGUUCUUCACUCAAGCAGGUGAAGAGGAUGGCAAUUAUCCUCUUGACGAAGCAAUCUUUGAAGAAAAUGGAGCAUUAGGAAUUUCUUCUAAGCCCCAUAAGGAAGGCGGAGAAUUGCCACCAGGAAAAACAGGGCAUGGAAAAUUAGUCAUCAGGAUGCAAAGGACUGAUAACCAACUUGAACCCAACUGCAGUCGAAGACAACCUUGUUAUAAAAGGAGUGUUUCGGAGUCUCAAGCCUCAGAGAGGAAACAGUGGAACUCUUCACAGCCUGGUGAUGACGACAUACAAGCAAAAAAUAAUUUGAGUCCCACAUGUAGGCCAGAUAACACCCCUCCAAAGUUUGUUCGAUCGAUUUCAUGUCCAGAUGUAACCGAGGAUGAUGUAUUUAUUGAAAGCAUUCUGAGCCAUCAUGGAGACGUUUACGACUCACUUGCCCAAAGGACUUGGACAAUACUUCACGUCCAUGAGUUGUGGAAUGGCGGGAAACCCAUGGAUGCCAUGAAAGCAUGUAUCGAGUUAACUGGAAUGGUGGACUUUGAGAAGAGUCUGGGCACCACACCAAAGCUGAGUGCUCCUUGUACACUCAUGUCACGUGAUCAUGCAUUGUUUCUAAAUAUUCUUCAACAGCUACCGAGCAGUUGCUCGAUGUGGAAUCUCGAACUCUGUGAGCUCGUCCUUCCAAAGCUAAAAGGAUUUAUUUCCACUCAGCAUCAUUCAAGCCACGUGGAAAUGGCCUGCAGUAUUGUUCAUGUUGUAUUGAAGAAAGUCGCAGUGGUGGUUCGACGGACAUCAAAGGGAACUAAAGACAAAGAAAAGGAACAGAAGAUCAAAGUCUGCACCAACGAGUUGAAAGAUAUCAAAGAUAUGACGAGUGACGUCAUUCACGCAGUGAAAGCCGGGAAGAAAAAUAACACAGAAGAUCCUGUGUCUAUGAAACUGGUACUGAAGGAACUUCAGUUAGCACUGGGAACAUUUUUAAGCAGUGCAAGCGCAAGUUAAACUUUUGUUUACACCAGUUGUCUAAAAGAAUAUUUUUGAUGGUGUAAAAAAUGCCGAUUAAAGUGGUUCUGUUCAGUAGAAUUUGCCAGUUAAAACUGAUUUGUUAGGUCUGCGCUCAGCUUUGCAGUAUAUGAGACUACUUCUGGUACCUGAAAUGUUCAAUUGUGUUGUCGUGUUUACUGAAAUAACAUUAAAGAUUGUAGUGUUUUGUGUCAA
Molecule: messenger RNA, 2804 nt
Organism: Stylophora pistillata
Lineage: Eukaryota; Metazoa; Cnidaria; Anthozoa; Scleractinia; Pocilloporidae
Molecular function (GO): microtubule binding
Source: RefSeq, a predicted model, not a curated record